Molecule: messenger RNA, 1566 nt
Organism: Lasiodiplodia theobromae
Lineage: Eukaryota; Fungi; Ascomycota; Dothideomycetes; Botryosphaeriales; Botryosphaeriaceae
Product: 5'-nucleotidase
Exons: 5
Coding region: 1-1566 (521 amino acids)
Biological process (GO): nucleotide catabolic process
Molecular function (GO): hydrolase activity
Source: RefSeq, a predicted model, not a curated record
AUGCCUGGAAGACUUCUGCCAAGCGAGAAGGCAGCUCCCAAACUGCAACCUGACUUGAGAAUCAUUCAUUUCAACGAUGUAUACAACAUCCAGCCCGACACGAGAGAGCCAGCUGGAGGAAUUGCCAGGUUCCAAACAGUAAUGAAGAAGUACCGUGCAAAGCAUGAAGGACAGCCGCCGGUCUUGACACUGUUUUCGGGCGACGCCCUGAACCCCAGCCUGGAGAGCAUCUUCACCAAAGGCGAACACAUGGUCGAAGCACUAAACAACAUCGGCGUCAACUUCGCCUGCCUCGGCAACCACGAGCUCGACUUCGGCGUCCCGCACUUCCAAAAGCUGUCGCAGCAAUGCAACUUCCCCUGGCUCUGCGCCAACGUGCUCGACCCAGCCCUGGGCCCGGACGUGCCGCUCGGCAACUGCAAGAAGACGGCCAUGGUCGACGUCAACGGCGUCAAGGUCGGGCUGAUCGGGCUCGUCGAGCGCGAGUGGCUGGCCACGGUCAACGUGCUGCCGCCCAACCUCGUCUUCCGCCCGGCUGCGGCGACGGCCGCCGAGCUCGUGCCCGCGCUCAAGGCCGCCGGCGCAGACGUCAUCGUCGCCCUCACCCACCAGCGCGAGCCCAACGACGUGCGACUCGCGCAGGAGUGCGGCCCCGGCCUGAUCGACGUGAUCCUGGCCGGCCACGACCACUUCUACAGCGACACGGUCGUCAACGGCGUGCGCAUCGUGCGCAGCGGCACCGACUUCAAGCAGCUGAGCUACAUCGAGCUGCGGCGGCGGCAGCGGAGGGGCAGGCGGAGGAGCCCGCGCCGUGCGGUUGCGGUUGCUAGAGCGGCGAGGCCGCGGGGCGUGUGGGACAUCAAGGUGGUCCGGGAAGACGUGACGGCCGCGGUGCCCGAGGACCCCGACACGAGGGCCUGGGUCGACGGCGUCUCGUCGAUGCUGCGGGCGCAGCUGGAGAAGCCGGUCGGCGUGACGGGCGUCGAUCUCGAUGCGCGCUUCACGACGGUGCGGCGCUGCGAGAGCAACAUGGGCAACUUCAUCACCGACGCCAUGCGCCAGGCGUACGGCGCCGACUGCUGCAUCAUCAGCUCCGGCACCAUGCGGGGCGAUCAGGUGUAUGCCGCGGGCGUGCUCACGGUGGGGGAUAUUCGGAACUGUCUGCCCUUCGAAGAUCCGACUGUUGUUAUCCGCGUGAGUGGGCAGGCCAUUUGGGCGGCUCUUGAGAAUUCUGUGAGCUUGUAUCCUGCGCUGGAGGGCCGCUUUCCCCAGGUUUCCGCCAUUAGCUUCGAUUUCGACGCAUCCAUGCCGCCCUUCAAGCGGGUGAAGUCUGCGUGCAUUGGAGGUUUGCCUAUCAAGCUGGAUGCAAAGUAUCUACUAGCGACUCGAGAUUACAUGGCGCGUGGCAAGGAUGGCUACACGUCGCUCGUUGGGGACGACGUUGAGGUCGUUGUCGGGCCGGAGGAGGGGGAUCGCAUCUACAAGAUCGUGCUCGAUGCUUUUAGUCGACUUCAGAGCCCCGAGGUCGGCCUCGUCUGGCCGAUGCUGGGUGCCUACGCAAUGUGA